UUUGUUUUCAAGAAGGAAAGAAAGAAAGAAAGAAAAAGAGAGAAAUAUGAACAGCUUCCGAUGCUGUCGUCUCGCUCGCUCUCUCUCUUUCUCUACGGCACUCGUUUCUAGAAACGCCGCUCGGACUUCGCAGGGGUUUUGGUUUCCGUCACAAUGCCGAGGCCGCGGCGGCUCCACGACGACUCCGACGCAAUCCCCGGUGAGGGCCUCCGAUGCCGGAGGACGGACGGCCGCAAAUGGCGCUGCUCCAUGCGCGCCAUGGACGGCGUCACCUUCUGCGAGCACCACUACAACUUGACCCGCCGUAACUUGGCCAAGCACAAGGGCGGGCCCGCCGCGGCGCAAGAAUCCGAUUGGGAGUCGCCGGAGCCGCCCGAUCCUCCGGCGAGGAAGCGCACCAGGAAGGGGGCUUCCCCGACCGAGGAGACGAUCACGGCCGCGCUGAAGCGGCGGAUGGAUCGGAAGGGGGAGAGGGAAAAGAGGCGGAGGGGGGAGGCCCGGACGACGAGGGUUCUUCCUAAUGGGUUGAUGACCAUCGCGUCGUCUCCGGUGGGUGGUCCCGGCAAUGAGGGCUCCCCUUUGGAUCGGAAGCUAGGGUUUGAUGAGGACUGCUCGCUCACCAGGCGGUGCAUUCGAUCCAAGAACGCGGAGCCGAUUCCCGUGGGCCCAUUAAAGAAAUUAACUUGUGGAAAGGGUUUGGGGAGGGGGAGGAAGUGGAUAUGCCACAGAUGUGGGGAGAAGAAGGUGGCAAGGAUGGUUCGAUGUUUAAGUUGCAGGAAGAGGUUCUUCUGCUCUCGCUGCAUAAAGAAACAGUACUCUGAGAUGUCUGAAGUGGAGGUCAAGAUCGCCUGUCCUGUUUGUCGUGGGUGUUGUGAUUGUAAGACAUGUUCUCAUAUCGGAGCUAAAGAUGGUGGAUGUAAGGAACUUGCACAUGAUCACAAGAAGUUUAAUGAAAUCGAGCAUGCUUAUAACUUGAUUUCUCACCUUCUCCCAUUGCUGAAGCAGAUCUAUCAAAAGCAGUUAAAUGAGCUGGAAUUUGAGGUUCCAGACCAAGGGAGAAGAUUUUCUGGCAUUCAACUCCAAGUCAAUCAGGCUCAGAACGAGCUUGUUAAAUGCAAUUGCUGCAGGACUUCACUUGUUGAUUUUCACAGAAGCUGCUCAAAAUGUUCUUAUAGACUUUGCUUAAGUUGUAGAAAGAUACCGAAAGGAAGCUUUCCUCAGACGACUUCAACUGAUGCCUUCAAGUAUGGUGAGAGUAAUAAAGCACAUAAGCGUGUUGCUAAGGAACUUAAUGGGAUGAAACGGAUACUCUCCACUGGUAUGCGACCUGACAACUCAUAUUUAUCCAUGGUACCUGAAAGCAAAGAGAACAGUGAGAGCAGCAUUUUGUGCCCACCCAAGGAGUUUGGUGGAUGUGGUGAUGGUCUUCUAAAUCUAGUUUUCACCGUGCCAUUUAAUUGGUCUAAUGAUCUGGGUAGAUCUGCAGAAGAAGUUGCUUUUAGUAACUUUGGUUCUCACAGUUUACAUGCUUAUCCUCAUCGUACAUCUUCAGUCCCUGAAAACCAGAAGAUUGGGCAAUUCAGUAUAAGUUUGCAAGAAGCCAUGGAUAGGAAAAAUAUAGUUCGAGAACUGUUUUAUUUAUGCCCACACUUACGUCGACCCAGAAUCAACAUAUAUGAGAUUAUGACAAGCCUGCCGCGCGCAUCAUGUUGUGUUUUGUGACUGAUUGAGUGACUGCCAUGCUCCCCACCGGCUUGACGAAUGAGAGAAGUUCAGCAUGUGUCGCUGCCACCUGACAAUUUGAAGCUGCUACAUGGUAAGUAAUGUAUUUUUCUUUUUUUUGUCU
This is a messenger RNA of Musa acuminata AAA Group (dessert banana), 1846 nucleotides long. RefSeq names its product E3 ubiquitin-protein ligase JMJ24-like. Gene Ontology annotation, cellular component: chromatin; histone deacetylase complex. The coding region runs from base 154 to 1722 and encodes 522 amino acids. The record is from RefSeq and is a predicted model, not a curated record. Gene Ontology annotation, biological process: regulation of transcription by RNA polymerase II. Gene Ontology annotation, molecular function: chromatin DNA binding; transcription coregulator activity; histone H3K9 demethylase activity. The transcript has 8 exons. NCBI's taxonomy places the organism in Eukaryota, Viridiplantae, Streptophyta, Magnoliopsida, Zingiberales, Musaceae.